GCAUCACUCAACACAUGUACCACAAUUAACAAAACAGCACACAUACCAUGCAUCAAAGAGAUCAUCAUGUGGCAGCAAGGUAGAUUAUUUCUAUCACCCAAGCGCCAAAAAUGCAUUGCAAGUUUUAAUGUUCAAUUCAGCGCUGCUCAUUGUCCAACCCAUCACUCAAUAUCUGCAAACCUCCCAUCACCUCCAGGAUAUCUAACCAUCCCUACUAACAUACAGGCGAAAGAAGAUCCCGUUCUCAUUUUUUUCAUCAACCCCCACCCGUGGUGCAACAUGCCAAACUUUUUAUAUUAGAAGUUCCUUUCUCUCUCGCGUCACUGAUGCAUGGUUCUUCUAAUGCAAACAAAGCCAAAGGGGUGGAUGCAAAAUGAAGUGGUAGAAAAGGUGCUUAUUCCUUGUCUUCAAUGCUGGCGGCUUUGAGAUCGUCGGCGACAUCUGCGUCGGCCUCUUUCUCAAGUUCAAUUUCGUUUGCCACGGAGCCACCCUCGUCGACGGAAGCGGUUGCCUUGGUCUCGCCGUUGGCGUGCGGUGCGGGUGGGAUGCUUCCGUUGGCGGCAGCGGCUUCUUCAGCAUCCAGUCGCUCGACUUCCUUUUGGGCCUUUUCGAUGUUCUGUUCUGUAUUAGCUAUAAUGUCCAGAAAUGAUGAUCAAUACGGGAGAACUUACUCGCUUAGUUUGGGCCUCUUGGUCAGACUUCCAGAAAUCGAGCUUCUCCUUAGCGGCUGCCAAAGCUUUCGGGACUUCAGCAGCAGUCAUCGGAGGCUCAAUCUUGAGAGCGACGCAAUCUUCGAGGACAGAAGGUGGGCAGUUGAAUUUGGUGCCCGCAGUUGGAGCUGGAGACUCUGCUGCUUUCUUGGCGUUUUUGCCCUUCUUGCCUUUCUUUCCACCGGAGCCAGCAAAGUAAUCUUCCUCUUCCUUCUUGACAACCUUCAUGCCUUUGAUACCAGAAUCAUCGACAGUUCUUUGGGCGGUGGCUGUGAAUUGCGAAGGGGCUUGGAGGGGUGCUUUCUCAGAGGUGUACGACGGGUCCAGGAAUCGCAUCAGAGACUCAGCACGACGGAUCUCAUCCAGGUAGGCCUUGUCGCUUGCCUCAGCAAGCAUUUGCUGAGCACGCUCCUUUCUCUUCUCUUGGUGGUACUUGUCGUUCUCCGCCUUCUUGCGCUCCCGGAGUCUUUGACGAGCUUCAAAUUCGUACUUCUGGAUCGCACGGUUUUGUUGGAAGUAGUCGUCCUUGAUCUUCUUGAUCGCACCGUACUUCUCUUGUUGCUCAUUUUGCAACUUUGUACGUUCGUCCCGGAGAGUGUUGAUGCUCUUGAAUGCAUCAUCUUGCUCAGCCUUAAUUGUAUCAAGCUCGCCCUGGAUCUUGUUGUAUUUCUCAGACAGGGCCUUAGACUCAGGAUCUUCCAGUUGGUCGCGAAGAGCUUGAAGCUUCUUCUUCUUUUCAUCGAUUUGCUUCUGACUGUCCUCAAAGCCAGCGAAACCCUUACGUUGUUUGCGCAGGUUCGAGACCUCAGCCAAAUUCUUCUUCUCCUCGACGAUCUUCAUAUUACCGCUGUCGACCUGCUUCUGCAAUCGGUCGAUCUCACGAUCCAGUUCAUCGACAUUCUUAUAGUUAACUCUACUGCGAGCUACUUUUUGCUGAGCGAUAAGGUCCUUAAUCUUUUGGUCCUCCGAUUUUAUCUCGUCGAAGAUCUUGUUACGACCGGCCUUUCCUGCACCUUGCUUCUCACGGAUUUCCUUCAAUUGGGCGAGAAGUUCAGCGCGACGCUUAGCAGACGGGGAAUCUUUAUUUUGAGGCUUUGCGAGGUCAAGCUUGCCCUUAAUUUCCGCCUAUAAUGUCCACGUUAGUGAAUGACAAUGCAGGUUGCCGAUGAUAAAUGAUUGCUGCGCAGGCGCAUUUUCG
Messenger RNA from Mollisia scopiformis, 1908 nucleotides. RefSeq lists its product as uncharacterized. The transcript has a single exon. NCBI's taxonomy places the organism in Eukaryota, Fungi, Ascomycota, Leotiomycetes, Helotiales, Mollisiaceae. Bases 411 to 1841 code for a protein of 476 amino acids. The record is from RefSeq and is a predicted model, not a curated record.